Messenger RNA from Eurytemora carolleeae, 1787 nucleotides. RefSeq lists its product as uncharacterized. The coding region runs from base 12 to 1502 and encodes 496 amino acids. The record is from RefSeq and is a predicted model, not a curated record. The transcript is spliced from 5 exons. NCBI's taxonomy places the organism in Eukaryota, Metazoa, Arthropoda, Copepoda, Calanoida, Temoridae.
UUAGGUCUAGGAUGCUGAAGCUACUGUUCCUCACUUUUCUUGUUCUAGCAUUGCAAGCACUUGUUGCUGCAGAAACUCCUACAAAUGAUGAAAUAGCUUCCUUUAUUCCGUUGGGGAACUUGGAAAAUCGUUCAGCAAGAGUUUUACGGGAUGCCAAGACAUCAAGCGAAGAUAGCACAAAUACAGAGAAGAAGAAAAACAAGAAGAAGGAGAAGAAGAGGCAAUACAAGAAAAGCAAAAAAGCAAAAAAGGCCAAGAAAAAUCUUAAAAAGCGAAAAAGUGGACAGUUAAAAAAAUCAAGAAAACAAAAAUCUCUAAAGGAAAAUAAUUCAAGGCAGGCUGGCUGCACUUCAGAUGAAGCGUGUCUUACAGCAGUUGUAAAAUUUAUGAAAAUAGCCACGGAUAAAGUAGGGAAUUAUGUGAGACAGAAGAGCAGAAUUGAAAAAUAUCAGAAGCUGGCAAUCAGCAAGGGAUCUAAAAAGUCUGAGUUCAGUCCCCUUCUGGUUAAACUGAAAGAGAUUGGUGGGGGUAAUUUCAGUGCCCUUACUUGCGGUGGAAGCACUACAUCUCCAGCUGCUCAACGAUUGCAAUUAUUAGCUCAGAGUUUAGCUGCUUGUGAAGCUAAUAUUCAGCAAGCUUGUGUUUCCAGUGUGCCUUCCUUUGAUGCAACUGCUGCUACCUCAUGCAUGGCUGAUAUGGACGCAUUUAAUGCAGCAAUAGCCUUAUGUUUUACAUCAACCUCAGCAUGUACAUGUUGGAACGAUGCUAAUCUAGAAACCCUAGCUAAUAAGUUAACAGCAUGUAACCUUGCAACAUCAAAUAAUGAGUUUACAAAGACCAAAAAUACAUGUACUAGUGCCUUUGGUGCUUGUAGAUCCCUACAGGACGAGGCAUCACAAGCUAUUGAUAAUUGUCAGAAAUCAGUUGCUGCAGUUGAAGCUAAAAUAGCUUCCGUUACCAAAACUAAAGACGCUUUAGUUUCCCUGAAAGCUGGAGCAACUGCCAUAGCUAACCAAGCACGUCAAUCUAGAACCUUACGAAGCAUAAUGAGCAAGGCAAUUUCUUGUUCUGACUAUGUGUCAUCUAUAAAGACUGCUGUGAUUAAUGCAGAAAUAAACCCAUCUUCGGCAGAUUCCAGUACAGCAAUAACUGCUUUGGUCAAUCAAAAUGUUGCUGGUUGUACUGCAGAUGAAAAAACUAGUCUGAAAUCUUUAUUAACAACUAUGGAUUCCACUAUUGCAAAAAUUGAUGGUUAUCUUAAUGCUCUCAAAAGUGAUUUAGUAGCUUUGAACACUGUCCCUACCACUACACCAUCCACAGCAGCAGUCACUGUAACAUCAAACACAAGUAAUUCAGGAGCAACAGGUCAAGUUAAUUGUUCUCAAACUAAACUAUUUGAAGCUUUCAUGGUGGUGGACUUUUGUUUGGGUUUAAACUUUCAGAAAGAAAUGUUUAAUGGAAGACCUGAUGAUAUAAAUGGUAUGGUGAGAAUAAGAUUUUAGAUAACCAUACAAAAUAACCUCUUUCCCUUAUUGCUCUUGUUCUUGGAGUAAAGAAAAAGAUGACAUUUAAAGCCAGGCAGUCUACUCGACUCAAGUCCAAUAUCUAGCAUUGUGUAUCUUUGAUAUCUCUCCCUCGAAUAUUCUACAAGCCUGCUCCUGGAGCUGAGCACUGCAGCAAAACAGAGAUAUGGUUUCUAACAUGUCUGAGAUGAAUGUGAAUUUAGAGAAUUUAUACAUUGUUAUUUUAUCUCUUAUGUUUUAAUUAAUAAAGAUGCAUAUACUUAA